GUCACUGAGAGAGGUAGAGGUAGGAGGUAAGGUAUAUCAACCACUACUCUGCUGCCACUACCGUCAUGAUGCAUCUACCCACUACCACCACCACCACCACCACGACUCCCACUGCUUCUCCUCCUACUACUCCCACCACCGAGCAACAACCACCAGCAUCCUACGACGAUCAGAUGGCUGCCAUCACAAUGUCUCCCGUCUCGACAUCCUCGCCGACCGGGGCCAUGAAGCGACGCCACUCGCCCUCAUUGUCCAUCGACCUGUCCACUCUCCCCGCCCUCUCCCAACCCGCAACGCCGAGCAAUACCCUCCUCAUCACCAACCUCAACGCUCCCGAAAUCUUCCAAGGCGCCAGUCUCGAGAGCAUCCGAGCAGCCAUCAACCAGCAUGCCACCAUCCACACCUUCUCGCCACUCAAAUCCUUCCGUCGCAUCAUCGUCAGCUUCUACACAGUCGAAGAUGCAAUCAACCUGCGCCAAGUGCUCGACGGCGAAUCCGUCUUGGGCAACCGAGUCCGCGUCUACUUUGGCACCGAGACUAAGAUCAACGAUCAGGAAGAUCAACAUCUGCAAGCACCACAGAGCCAAAAGCUCUUCUUCAUCUCCCCACCUCCCAGUCCUCCCGUCGGCUGGGAGGUGCGCAACGAAGAGCCGCCAAACAAAGAAGUCCACGCAGAUGAUCUCGCUGUGGCGCUCUCGAAACUCCACGCUCGGCCAGCGGCGGAUCAGGCACUAUAUGACGAUGUAGAGGGCAAGACUCCCGUCUCGGCAGGUGGUGGCAGGUCGAGGAGUUCCACUUUGGUGUUUGACCCGCAGGAGCAUGGUCGUUCACCCGAUUUGCCGGCGAUUGCGGUAGAGGAUACUACGGACAGCCCUCUUCCGCUGAGUCCUGUGGAUGGUACUACGAAGCAGUUUAUCCAUACCGCACGGCCACCGGUUGAGCUCAUGGAGCACUAGAAGACAUGGAGAGCGGGGCGGGGUUUGACGAAGUUUUUUAUGAUUGAUGGGUCUGGGUAUAAGGCAUCAUAGCGAGGCGUUUAUUGGGAUGAGCACUGGAGGCACUGAAGAUUACUACGUUACAUGUAGCUCUCGAGUGCAAAGUGUACAUGUGUAGAACAAGCAGAUUGUAACAACGGAUACCUAUCCCGCUGCGAGCUUCUC
Molecule: messenger RNA, 1160 nt
Organism: Sphaerulina musiva SO2202
Lineage: Eukaryota; Fungi; Ascomycota; Dothideomycetes; Mycosphaerellales; Mycosphaerellaceae
Product: Calcipressin-domain-containing protein
Exons: 1
Coding region: 66-956 (296 amino acids)
Biological process (GO): calcium-mediated signaling
Cellular component (GO): cytoplasm; nucleus
Molecular function (GO): nucleic acid binding; calcium-dependent protein serine/threonine phosphatase regulator activity
Source: RefSeq, a predicted model, not a curated record